CUGUGACUGGCUGCGCCGCGCUGGUCGGCGGGCGCGUGCCGGAGGAGGGAGGGCAGAUGCUGGCCGCGGGGUCGCGCGCGGCGAGCCCUGACUGGCCGGCCCAGUGGGCGACCGGCGUGUGAGGCGCGCGCGCGCGCGCCCGUCCGCCUAAGGGAGGGAGCUUGUUCUGAGGUACUUUUGGUGGGAACCGGAGCGAGGCCGCAGGCGGGCGGCGCUGGCGAGAGGAAGAGGAAGAGGAAGUGGCGCCGUGCGGUCCCCCCCGCCCUUCCUUCCCCGGCCGGGCGGAUGCUUCGUGGGUAGGCGGCGGCGGCGAGAGGCGGCCACCUGGCUGUGGCUGGCGGCGGGGCCUGGCAGGGCCGGGCGAAGAUGGUGCUGCUGAGGGUCCUCGUCCUGCUCUGCUCCUGGGCGGCCGGAGCCGGAGGUCAGUAUGGAAACCCUCUAAAUAAAUAUAUAAGACAUUAUGAAGGACUGUCAUAUGAUGUGGAUUCAUUACACCAAAAACACCAGCGUGCCAAAAGAGCAGUAUCCCAUGAAGACCAAUUUUUGCGCUUAGAUUUUCAUGCUCAUGGAAGACAUUUUAAUCUGAGACUGAAGAGAGAGAUGUCUCUCUUUAGUGAUGACUUUAAGCUAGAGAUGUCAGAUAAAGUAUUUGAUUAUGAUACCUCCCAUAUUUACACUGGGCACAUUUAUGGUGAACAGGGAAGCUUUAGCCAUGGAUCUGUUGUUGAUGGAAGAUUUGAGGGAUUCGUUAAGACUCACACUGGAACUUUUUAUAUUGAGCCAGCAGAAAGAUAUGUUAAGGACAAAGCCCUACCUUUUCAUUCUGUCAUGUAUCAUGAAGAUGAUAUCAAAUAUCCCCAUAAGUAUGGACCACAGGGCGGUUGUGCAGAUCAUGCUGUCUUUGAAAGGAUGAGAAAAUACCAAAUGGCCAGGGGGGCAGAAGAAGAGCCAAGGCACCAGCAGCCAUCUGAGGAACAGAUCAGAGAUGACCCUGAGCUCUUGAGGAGAAAACGAGCCGCGCAAGCUGAAAAGAACACAUGUCAACUCUAUAUUCAAACCGAUCAUCUUUUCUUCAGGUAUUACGGAACCCGAGAAGCUGUGAUUGCACAGAUUUCCAGCCAUGUCAAAGCAAUUGACACAAUUUACCAAUCUACAGAUUUCUCAGGAAUCAGAAAUAUCAGUUUUAUGGUAAAACGAAUUAGAAUCAACACUACCCAAGAUGAAAAAGAUCCUUCUAAUCCCUUCAGAUUUCCAAACAUUGGUGUGGAGAAAUUUCUAGAACUUAAUUCUGAGCAGAAUCAUGAUGAUUAUUGUUUGGCCUACGUGUUUACUGAUCGUGAUUUUGAUGAUGGUGUCCUUGGCUUGGCCUGGGUUGGAGCACCUUCAGGGAGCUCUGGUGGAAUCUGUGAAAAAAGCAAGCUUUAUUCUGAUGGGAAAAAGAAGUCCCUAAAUACUGGCAUAAUCACUGUGCAAAACUAUGGUUCCCAUGUCCCUCCUAAGGUCUCCCAUAUCACCUUUGCGCACGAAGUGGGACAUAACUUUGGUUCUCCUCAUGAUUCUGGAACAGAGUGCACUCCAGGAGAGUCCAAAAACCUGGGGCAAAAAGAAAAUGGCAAUUACAUAAUGUAUGCACGGGCAACCUCUGGUGACAAACUGAACAACAAUAAAUUCUCUAUCUGUAGUAUUCGGAAUAUCAGCCAAGUGCUUGAAAAAAAGAGGAAUAAUUGUUUUGUUGAAUCCGGCCAACCCAUCUGUGGAAACGGGCUGGUAGAGCAAGGCGAGCAGUGUGAUUGUGGCUACAGUGACCAGUGCAAAGAUGAGUGCUGCUACGAUGCCAACCAGCCAGAGGACAAGAAGUGCAAGCUGAGACCCGGCAAGAGUUGCAGCCCCAGUGAAGGCCCUUGUUGUACACAGAAUUGUGAAUUCAAGAAAGAGCGGGAAAAGUGCCGGAAUGAUUCUGAGUGUGCAGAAGAAGGGAGGUGUGAUGGUAACUCUUCUUUCUGCCCCACAUCUACACCAAAGAAAAACCUGACCGAGUGCAACAGAAACACUCAAGUUUGCAUCAGUGGUCAAUGUGCUGGCUCUAUCUGUGAGAAAUUCGACUUAGAAGAAUGUACCUGUGCCAGCUCUGAUGCAAAGGAUGACAGAGAACUAUGCCACGUCUGUUGCAUGAAGAAAAUGCAUCCGGAAAGCUGUGCCAGUACAGGAUCUGAAGCAUGGAAGGCUCACUUCAGUUAUAAAACCAUUACCCUCCAGCCUGGGUCCCCCUGCAAUGAUUUCAAAGGCUACUGUGAUGUAUUCAUGCGCUGUCGUUUGGUGGAUGCAGAUGGCCCCCUGGCCAGGCUGAAGAAGGCCAUUUUCAACCCAGAACUCUAUGAAAACAUUGCCGAGUGGAUUGUGGCGCACUGGUGGGCCGUCCUGCUCAUGGGCAUUGCGCUCAUCAUGUUGAUGGCAGGGUUCAUUAAGAUCUGCAGCGUUCACACCCCAAGCAGCAAUCCGAAGCUGCCGCCACCCAAACCCCUUCCAGGCACUUUGAAGCGAAGGAGACCCCCCCCGACGACUCAGGCCCCUCCACGCCAGAGGCCCCGAGAGAGCUACCAGAUGGGCCACAUGAGACGCUAAGGGCUGCUUUUUGCCUUGGUUCUUCCUAGUGCCUACAGUGGGAAAAUUUCACUCCAAAGAAAACCUGUAUUAAGUCAUUGUCCCUGGUCAAUGGAGGAGGCUCUCAGACCCUGAGAUCCCCUUUCCCUGCCCCAAAGCGAAGGGGCCGGCCGUGAAGCAGAUCUUUAGCAGUCUUAAGCAAAGCGUUCCUCUCCUCCUCAGCUAGCUCUUCACGGUCACCUUUCCUUCACUUGCAGGUAAAGGUAGCUCUGAUGGAACCUCUUCACAGGAAUUAAAGCAUCUCUUUCAGCUGCCGGGCUAGGAAGCGAGACUGCCUCAAUGGGGGAGACGUUACUUUGCCAAUGUACAUAAGUGGUUAUAUGCAGACACUGUAUUUCUAAUGUACACCUGUACUUCUGUGUGCAAUUGUAAAACAAUAUAAUUGCAAUAUGGAUGUUCCUUUAUAUUAUAAACCUUUUAUGCUCUUAAUGAAGAAAUUACUGUUUAAUUGACAUACUCAGGAUAACAGAAGGUUGAUGGUGUAUAAAGGUCCAGGAUUCUGUAAUGCUUUACACAGGAAUUGUGAAUCACGUCAAGUCCGUGCAAUUUUUAUGCAUCUCUAUUUUGGUCAGAAUUACUGCUGAGGCACGGUCCAGGUGCUGUGUUCAGGUCCUUUUCCUGCCCGGCUCCGCUGGGAGGAUUCCAGGCUGCUCCAGGGAGGCUGCUGUGGGAAGAGCUUGUCCAGGGUUUGGCUCGCCUGCCCUGGAUCGCACAGGGGGGCCCUGAAUGGUUAGGUCAAAUGCCUGACUUCUGGAGAGGGCCACAGAAGUAUUCAAAAAGAAAAAAGAAACCUUUGCAUAUUCUGUUAAAUGUGGAGUUGACAUUAAAGGAGGGUUGACUCCCCCCCCAUGAUUUGGUAAUCCGAUCACCUUGAUAAGUGAUAAUAAGGAUCCCAAUUCUGAAAAUUUGGGAGAAAGUAAAGCUGUGUUUUGUUUUGUUUUUUAUUUUAACAAGUAUUUGAAUAAUCUUUCAGCAUGAAACUGUUUAAAAAGAUAACCACUAAAACAGAAGCCACUACUGCGGGAGGUUGCUGUGGUUGUGUAAUUAUUGUAGGCUGAGGAAUGUGAAAGGCAUUAAUGAGGAUCUCAAACAGCACAAUGGCCCAAAGUUUUUACUGCAAGUGUAUAUAAUUGGCAUUUUUUUAAAGAAAGAAAAAGCAAUGUCCCAAUAUGCUCAACUGCUAUGCAGGAAAUGGAAGAGGGCAUUAUUCAGGCUUGAAUUCACUGCUUCUGUUUUUCCAAAAGCACCAAGCUGAUUGGGAACCAAAUGGCUGCAAAAUAUUUCUGGCUGUGCUUAGAAACCCAGUUGUGUUUUGGGGUGGGGGGUGCUAGCCAAGCUGUGGAUUUUGUUUUGUUUUUUCAAGAGUAUGAGAUUUAGACAUUUCAGUCUCAUUUUGUGACUCACAAGCCAGCAAGGCAGAAAACUUUAAAAUAAUAUAAUGGGAUCUCUUCCUUGUAAAACUUGUACAGUAUGUGGUGGCUUUUUUCAGAAUACAGGUUUUUUGUACAUGGUUUAGAGACAAAUUUUGUACAUGAAUCCCCCAGAUUAAUAGAUUAUAAAUAAUUCUGAAGGAUCUUAACUAGCUAGAAGUCUCUAUAGUUGCUUUUAAAUCAUUUUAAACUACAUUUUGGGAUUGUUUUUUCUUCAGACUGCAAAGACUGGAAGCUUAGGUUUGCAUUUCUGAAAUGGUGGGUUUUAUUCUACAAGAGUUCUUAGUAACUUCUUGAAUAUGAUAGAUCUUGGACCAUGUAACUUCUUUGCUUGUGAUGUUAUCCUGUGGCAAGAGAGCACGGCAGAGAGCGGCUGCCCUGUUUUUACUGGGCGCCGAAGUUUAAUGUUUUCUGCAAAGAAAAAAUGCACUGAACUCUCCACUGCAAGUCAAGAUGUGGUAAAAUAAAGCUAUCAAGGCAAAUUGCGAUCUAAUACUACUGUCAGUUUAAUGUCCACUGUGUUUUAUACAGUAUCUUUUUUGUUCACUUUGGAAAUUUUUACUAAAAAGUUGCAAAAAAAUAUAAAGUAUUGUGCAAACAGAUGUAAGGGUUUUUGAAACUUGAAAUGCAUUAAUAAACAGAUCUGAUGAAAUCA
Molecule: messenger RNA, 4746 nt
Organism: Crotalus tigris (Tiger rattlesnake)
Lineage: Eukaryota; Metazoa; Chordata; Lepidosauria; Squamata; Viperidae
Gene: ADAM10
Product: ADAM metallopeptidase domain 10
Exons: 16
Coding region: 367-2622 (751 amino acids)
Biological process (GO): membrane protein ectodomain proteolysis; Notch signaling pathway
Cellular component (GO): synaptic membrane; plasma membrane
Molecular function (GO): metalloendopeptidase activity involved in amyloid precursor protein catabolic process
Source: RefSeq, a predicted model, not a curated record